GAAGCAUAUCGCUCCGUUAUAACAAAUAUACCAACUCCACCAACUCCACCAACCCCGAGAUCAAGUGUGUUAUAAACAAAUUUCUCAAAGUUUUCUACAACGAUAAAAUAUCAACGCCUCCCAAAGGAUUAAUUAAAUUACUACAGUACUCUCUAGUAAUUAUCUACCUAAUUAUCGACGGAUAAAAAUAUCACGAGAGAUAACAGUCACGGCGAUUCUUCGAUUUAGUGACAAAGUGUGUGAAACAUUGUGACGUACUUAAACAAUAAACACUCGUGAAGUUAUUCGAUAAGACGAGGGCAUUGAUAGUGUUGAGACAGAUAAGGUGGAGAAUUGUUGCUUUUUUUUUCCUCCAGUCAUUACGCUUAGUGAGGGUGUAGGGAGUAUGGAGUAAGGAUUCUCAUCGUAUUUGCCAGUCCGCGUGACCCAAUUAGGUUUCCCUAGCGUACCAACCAGUGGCUCCUGGUUUAAUCGUCGGUGACACUCUCCAGGCCGCUUACACGUUAUACCCCCCGACGUUGCACGUUGGAAAUUGGGUUUCCGUGUGCGCGCAAACCCAGUUGCCUUCGAGCUCCACGACCGGCACAGAGAUAUCCCCCGAGGGCUGACUCUAUCUGUCGUGGUUACCCUUUCCAACGAAAAUAUCAUUUGAGUCGACAAAUUCUUUCACUGCCGUGAGAAAGACACCGUCAAUGUGUUGAGGAGAAUAGCAAUCAACGUAAUUGAUGAAAAUAUAAAUAAAUGAGACAAUGACAGUGCAUUGUUGAGGUAGCAAGGAAUAUCAGCCGUUGAAUUUGAGGAUUUGAGAGAGACCAGGGUGUCGAGUGGAUCUCCAGUGGAAGAUAUCGCUCGCUGGAGAACGAUUCAAACUUUCUCGCUGGCGUUGACAGAUCGAUAAGGAACUUUGGAAUCCCCGAGUUUUCCACAGCCCUACCCCAUCCUUGUCUGCCUACCCUAACGCUGUUUUAAACUUCUCCAGUUGGUGUCAGACACUAUUUUUCGUUCGUCAAUUUCUCCACCUCUUCUGGAUAGAAAAAGAAAAAAAAUCCGGAAGAAUCGCCUGUCACUCAUUGAAUGCGAUAACUAAUUUGCGAGAUUUUUAUCAUCGCCGAUAGAAUUUUUUUGAAUUGUGUGAAGUGAUCAAAGUGAAAGUGUGUGUUAUCAGUGUAUUGGGGGUGGUGACGCGGGUAAUUUAUUAAACAAGUUGAAUGAAAGGCUGUAACUCUGACGCCGUUUCGGACAAAUAGGAGUAACAUUUUCCCAUUUUCCCUGUCGUUGCCAUCACGGCAACGUACAAAGUCCAAUCAUAAACGUACAAAAGAUAAUCACGAGGAUAUCGUACUGUCAUCACCGCGGGGUCUCGUACCCGUGCGGUUCGGUGACACAACGAGCCGUAAAAAGCGUCAACCAACUGGUAUCAUUAAAGUUGACACGGUGAAGGGUAACGGUGGAUUUGGUGAUUACUCGGCGGCGGGUGAAUUUGAGGUUUGGGGUGACGAACAACGUCCAACGGAUGGUGAAGACCAUCAGGUUGUCAUUGGGCCUGGGGCCCCUCGUGCCCACUCCCAGACAAAGCAGAGAUGCAAUGACGGCAAUGUAUCAUCACUCCGGCCACUGUUGCAUGUAACACACUGUGAAUUACACUCACCCCGUGAGGCUGAACUGCUCAGGCUAGACCAGCUCGAGAGCUUGGAUAGAAAAACCGUUGAUCGAGACGCAUACUCUAUGAUGGAUAAUUUUCACAGCCCCGUACCACCGCCACUACCACGACGACACGCCCGGCUACCACCUCCGCAACAGCAGGUGACCGUUGGCUCGUUGGGUACUGGCAUGGGUACUGGCAAUGGUGGCAAUGCCGGCAAUGGGGCUCAGGGUCAGCCAUUGGUUAUGCCGGGUUUUCCACUGCGUGCCGCUGUUGUACCACAUUAUUCACCCUAUUCACCAUCACGUUUUCACAUUGAUAAACGCUGCCAGCAUCGAUGCUCGUGGAAGUGCUUCUCGGUUGGAUUGAUACUACUUGUUGUUGCACUCACUGCCAUGCUCGCGUAUUUUGCAACCGUUAGCUCAAUGCGGCCGAUUGACAACACUAACUGCAUCCUGGACCAAGACGUGAGGCCCGUUACCCACGAAAACACAAAUGUUCAUGAUCCUAUAUCCACUCAGGUACCAACCGAAGAAUCACUACCAACGAGUACAGCGGAACACCCAAGUGCAUCUGACAGCAGUGAGCAACAGAGUGACCCCCAGAUCCAGCAAUCAUCUCAAUGGCCCGCUGUGCUCGAGUUACAGGCAUACAAUGUGGCACAUUCAGUUGUUAUACCGGCAUAUCGCUUCUGGAAUUCCGAAUUUCAUAACAAGCAGCCGGCCUUCAUAAGGCUCAAUCUUACGUUACCCUGGGGUGCCAACUUUGCUGUAUAUGGUAGACGAAAUGUUGCACCGAGUGUAACACAGUAUGACUUCGUGAAAUUUGUCCGAGGUGGCAGGGUAGAUCAGAGAUUGAAACGUGAAGUUGUACCCGGGGCUGUUAGCUUCAUGGAGGAGUCAGUACUGCAUACUGAGGAUAUUGAUGUAAAUCAUGAUAAUGAUGGCACAGUAUAUGAGCAUGUGCUACUCAAGAGAACGAUACACGAACCAAUGUUGGUUAAUGUUAGCCUGCUUCAGUACCUCGAUACUGGUAGAUGGUUCCUGUCGGUUUAUAAUGACGAACUUCAGCCGUACAAAGUUACCCUAAUUAUCACUGAAGCUGAGGGCGUGUCUACAACUUGUCCGAACGACUGCUCUGGAAGGGGAUCGUGUUACUUGGGCAAAUGCGACUGCAUGGAUGGCUAUCAGGGCGCCGAUUGCAGUAAAAGUGUCUGUCCGGUGCUCUGUUCAUCCCACGGACAGUAUGGCGGUGGUGUCUGUCACUGUGAGGAAGGCUGGAAGGGUGCCGAGUGCGAUAUUCCGCUUGGUGAUUGCCAAGUCCCCGAUUGCAAUCAGCACGGACAGUGCGUGAGGGGCUCUUGUGUCUGUAACCCCGGAUGGAAGGGACAGUUCUGUGAAGAACCCGAUUGUCGAGAUCCGUCCUGCAGUGCGCACGGUGCCUGCGUCGCCGGUAAAUGUUACUGCAAGGCAGGCUGGCAAGGGGAGAGAUGUGAUCAGGUGGAUCAAAGAGUAUACAAGUGUCUUCCAGGAUGUUCAGAACAUGGCUCUUAUGAUUUGGACACAGCUGGUUGUAUAUGCGACGAGCAUUGGACGGGUGUCGACUGCUCUCAGCCCAGGUGUGCACUUCAAUGUGGACCACAUGGCUCCUGCGAACAGGGACAAUGCAAAUGCCACGACGGUUGGACGGGCAGCAAAUGCGAUCAGAAACCGUGCGAUUCCCGCUGUGCUGAACAUGGACAGUGCAAAAACGGCACUUGCGUCUGCAGCCAAGGCUGGAAUGGACGUCAUUGUACCCUGACUGGUUGCGAGAAUGGUUGCAGUAGACAUGGACUGUGUACACUUCAUGAUGGCGAGUGGAAGUGCGCUUGUGCCACUGGAUGGGCGGGCAGGGACUGCAGUAUUGGACUUGAGAUGAACUGCAGUGAUCAGCUUGAUAAUGACAAUGAUGGUAUGGUGGAUUGCUUCGAUAGUGAGUGUUGCUUGCACCCAUCGUGUGGCAAACACCUCAUGUGUCUGGUGAGCAGUGAUCCUGUUGAGGUGCUCUUUCGUAAACAACCCCCUAGUGUCACUGCGUCAUUUUAUCAGCGCGUCAAGUUCCUCAUCGAGGAGAACAGUGUGCAGAGUUACGCCCACACAGACGAGUACGGCGAAAGCCGAGUAGCCGUGAUGCGGGGCCAAGUUGUUACGGAGCAGGGGCUUGGAAUAGUAGGAAUACGAGUUUCAGUCGACAAACAUUCACGAUUUGGAUUUACCCUGACGCGAGCAGACGGAUGGUUCGACAUUCUCGUCAAUGGCGGAGGAGCUGUGACACUUCAGUUCCAACGCAACCCGUUCAAGCCCCUGACGAGGACUGUAUUUGUACCGUGGAAUCAAAUUGUCGUACUGCCACCAGUGGUAAUGACUUUUCCCGACGAAGGCGAGUCCUAUAAAUCCAGUCACCCGCCAACUCCAGCUGUUGGAAUAUCAAUGGGACUGCUUGGUGAUCAUGGGCCCUGUAUGGAGCACGAUCACGAAACAGUGAGGCCGCUUAUCGUGGCAACUUGGAUGCCGGAGAAGGUUGGAGGUUUGCCAGGAAAGAGUUUGGUGUUUGCUGAAACACAGAUUGUCCAAGAAAGUAUUCCCAUUCCGGGCUCCAACGUCUACCUCAUGUACCAGAGUAAUCGAGCUGCAGGCUACUUAUCAACCGUCAGAAUGCAGCUGACAGGCGCAUCGAUACCCGAAUCCCUUACCCACGUACACGUCCACGUGGAGAUCGAGGGCUCGGUUCACACUAAAACGUACGAAGCCGAUCCCAAUCUGACGCACACCUUCGCUUGGAACAAACGAAACGUGUACAAGCAGAAAGUGUACGGUGUGGCCCAAGCGAGAAUAUCAAUUGGCUAUCAACACUCGACGUGUCCCUCAGUUAUUUGGGAGACGCAAACAGCCGCCCUCCAGGGCUUCGACGUUGACAUAUCAGACGUCGGAGGCUGGGGCCUCGACAUUCACCACCACUACAACUUUCACGAGGGUAUUCUCCAGAAGGGUGACGGCUCCACACUCCACUUCAAGCAGUAUCCACGAGCAGUGAAGGUGGUCAUGGGUACAGGACUCCAACGAGGUCUAGUCUGUCAAAACUGCGAGGGUCGAGCCACCGAUGCACGCCUCCUCACCCCAGUUGCCCUGGCAAGUGGUCCAGACGGCAGCAUCUACGUCGGCGACUUCAAUCUCGUUCGUCGAAUAACCCCCGAUGGAAAUGUCCGCACAGUAUUGAUCUUGAGUGCAACACAAGUGGCAUAUCAGUACUAUCUCUGUGUUUCUCCAGCAGAUGGACAUUUAUACAUAAGUGAUCCCGAGAAACAUCGCAUACUGAAGGCACUAUCCCUGGACGAGGUUACCGAUCCGAGUAUCAAUAUUGAGCCAGUUGUUGGCAGCGGUGAGCGUUGUAUACCAGGUGACGAGGGACACUGCGGUGAUGAAGGCCCAGCUAUCCUAGCCAAAUUGGCGCAUCCCAAGGGUAUAGCCAUUGCCGCUGACAAAACAAUGUAUAUUGCUGACGGUACAAAUAUCCGUGCAGUUGAUCCAAAUGGAAUUAUUCAUACCCUUGUGGGUCAUCAUGGUCAUCACAAUCAUUGGUCACCAGCUCCAUGUGUUGGAGCCAUUCCAGCGCAUUUGGCACAGCUUCAAUGGCCAACUGGUCUUACCCUCAGUCCUCUCGAUGGAUCCUUGCAUUUUAUUGACGACAGACUUGUCCUCAAACUGACGAGUGAUCUUAAAGUCAGGGUUGUUGCUGGAACCCCACUGCAUUGCACAAGCAGUGCUAACAAUGCCGUCGCCAAAUCGAACACAACGAGUCUCGUUAUGAAGAAGCCGGAUGAAGUACUUGGCUCUGUUCUUGCUGUUUCCUUCAGUCCAACUGGAGCACUGUACAUAGCUGCUUCUGAUUCUCACCGGGUCAAUUCCAUCAGGGUUGUCGAUUCUUCGGGAAAAAUGUCGCACUUUGCUGGGAGACAGCAGGAUAGACUGAGACUGUGCGAGUGUAAUAACACUACACCCAAUUCGAAGAAUCUAGAUACUUGUGCUUGCAAUGAUGAUGGGAAUAACUCAGAGACUUUAUUAUCAUCUAACACAAAGUUUACGGCUAUCUCGGCACUAACUGUCGCACCCGAUGGAGUCCUCCAUGUUGCUGAUCAGGGAAGUCUUCAUAUUCUAGCCCUUAAGCCAUAUUUACCAGCUCACGACGAGAGCGGAGAGUAUCAUAUUCCGUUUCCACCUUCCAAUGAGAUUUAUGUCUUCAAUCGUUAUGGGCAGCAUGUAGCAACUAAGGAUUUAACAUCCGGUAAAACAAGAUACUCAUUUCUGUACAGCAAGAACACAAGUUUCGGUAAACUAUCAACGGUAACCGACAGUGCUGGAAACAAAAUAACAUUCCUACGGGACUAUUCCGGUGUUGUGAGUUCAAUCGAGAAUACUCAGAACCACAAAUCCGAGUUGAAAAUCUCAGCAGUUGGUUUCUUAGUGAAAUUAUCCGAAACAGGUAGAUCUGAAAUAGCAUUUGAUUACGAUAGCGGUGGUACUGGACUAUUGACAUCACGGUCUGGCGGUGGUGAGACCUUCAUUUACAACUACGACAGUUUGGGACGAGUUUCCGAGGUAAUUCUACCAACUGGUGAAAAGAUAAAAUUAAUUUCCGGCCUGUCCGAAGACGAGGGGUUAUCAGUUAAAGUUGAGGCACCACUUCAAGCACUUGCUAGGAGUGAAAAAAAUCGUAUGAUUGAGUUUAAAAUAAGAACGGAGAGAUCCAAGAUCCUUACGAUAACUGAUGGUGCCAAAGUUAAAAAAGCAACGUCAUUUACUAAUAGCAGUUUGGAGAUUCUUUUACCAGGUGGUGGUAGAGUGUUAAGUGCAGCUAUGACAAAGCAUCCACUGCUGGAAUCAACAUUGCCCAUUGAAGCGGAAAUGCUACCAAUGUGGAGUUAUCAAGUGUUGACGCUUGGGGAAUUAACGAAUACAAUGACAACGUCGUAUACUCUUGGUGGUGACAGUAGCCACCUCCAGCAGACUUUGAAUCGAGAGAUUUGGGUCAAUGAUUCACGGGUGAUUGGGGUUGAAUUCGAGCAGGCGUUCAGCCGUGAAACGUUUUACGAUAAAUACAGAAAUCCCCUGUUGACCGUGACAUUUGAUCCAGCUGGAUUGCCAUUGGUUUGGCAGCCGUAUGAGCAUGGACACAGUGUCAAUAUAACGUACGACAGGUACAAUAGAAUAGAGAAAUGGCGGUGGGGUGCUUCUGAUGAAUCCUACAGUUACAAUGAUCUCGGUAAUCUCGCUACUAUCACCAACAGCCAAGACGGUACACGUAAAUUUACGUACAAUGAGUUUAAUAUGCUAUCGACGAUAACACUAGCCAGUGGACGUCAAUACUCGUUGGAGUACGAUGAGAAUGGCGGGCUUAGGCAUAUCAUUCUACCAGCUGAUACGAAACACUCAUUCUCAUGUCAAGCAUCGCUUGGCUUUCUUCGUGUCACUUACACACCACCGGGCAGUACACGUGCUUACUUGCAGCACUACAGUCAUGAUGGCAAUUUACUCCAGACUGUCUUUCCUGGCGAUGGAGCAAGAAUAGUCUACAGGUAUCAUCCUUGGGGUCAAUUGUCGGAAAUUGUUCAUGGGGAUGGCAAGAGCGAGAUUAGGUACACUGAGAGUGGCCAACCGUCCGAAGUUAUACACACUGAGAAGGACGUUGAGUACAGGUGGGACUAUCAGUACAGUGCUGGACUUUUGGUUGAGGAGAGAAUAGACUUUGGAGCUAAAACUGGCCUCAGUAAUGCCAAAUUCACUUUUGAUUAUGACUCGAAUUAUCGGUUAAUCGCUGUUCAGGGGAGAAUCGGUGGGCAAACACUGCCAUCUCACACAAUGGCUUACAGCCAGACCACCGGGGCACUAGAGCUAAUUGGACAAUUUACUGUCUCCAGGCCUGCACCCAAUGAGACUAAAGUUUAUGAUGGCACUGGCGUAUUCUCACGAAUUACUGAUAAGCACUUUUUGGAGACACAAGUUACAGUGAUGAUUCAUGGACUUGAGGUAUUCCGAAUGGAAUUUACACAUGAUUCUAAGGGGAGGAUUAAUCAGACCAGAACAGAUACGAGAAAUGUUGGAGUCAACAGUUAUACUAAUGUGAAGAAUUAUACUUGGGACUCGGAUGGACAGCUGACUGGCGUUGAGGCACAAGAGCCCUGGGGUUUCAAGUACGAUGGCAAUGGUAAUAUGCUAUCGUUGACGUACAGAGGGAAUACUAUUCCCAUGGAGUACAAUGCCAUGGAUAGAAUCGUCAAAUUUGGCGAUGGACUCUACAAAUAUGAUAAUCGAGGUCAGGUAGUGCAAAAUGCUAGGGAGGAGAAAUUCAGCUACAAUGCCAAGGGUUUAUUGAUUCGUGCUGCGAAGAAGGGUCGCUUCGACGUUCAUUAUUACUACGAUCACUUGGACAGACUUGCUACGAGGAAGGAUAAUUAUGGAAAUGUCACGCAAUUCUUCUACAACAAUCAGCAGAGACCUUAUGAGGUCAGCCAGAUUUACAGCCCGAGAGAUGGCAAGCUCAUGUCACUUGUUUAUGAUGACCGAGGCCACCUGAUUUACGCUCAAAUUUAUCGCCACAAAUAUUACAUUGCUACCGAUCAGUGUGGAACACCUAUUAUGAUAUUCAAUCAGUAUGGCGAGGGCAUUCGGGAACUUAUGAGGUCACCCUAUGGACAUAUUGUGUAUGAUUCCAAUCCUUAUCUGUAUUUGCCUGUCGAUUUUUGUGGUGGAUUACUUGAUCAGGUGACAUCAUUAGUUCACAUGCCGAAUGGAAAAGUAUACGAUCCACUGAUUGGACAAUGGAUGUCACCGCUAUGGGAGAACGUUCUUGACAGAGUUUCAACGCCCACUCAUCUGCAUCUCUACAGAUUCAAUGGAAAUGAUCCCAUCGAUGCUAGGCAUACUGACAAAUCGAAUCAACCAACAGAUCACAUGUCGUGGUUGUCACACCUUGGCUACGACCUGAAGUCAUUGUCCCCCCAGCUAUUUCCAACUGAAUUACCAGACAGUCUCUCACCACCAUCACUCAAUCCAACUGGUCUCAUCUUCGGGGGAAAGAAAAAGACGAAAAAUCUCGGCGUCCAGUCUGGCUUCCUAGCGCACAUAGCUGAACGUCAUUCAGGGAAUGCAGCAAGUCUCUCAGCUCCUCCGAGAUCAGCCCUGAAGAAGGACCUGAGUGAACUAAUUCCAUGUCGCCUAGGUGCAGCAUCAGACCCACCAUUUGGCCAGGGUAUCUUGGUAUCCAGAACAUCUGAAGGCCAGGCAGUGGUCUCCAGCGUUCCAGUAGCGAAUACAAUUUACCGUGACGUUUUUACGACGGUAUUCAAUAGUUCGUACUUCCUGCCAUUUACAUUUGUAGUGCACAAUGCCCAGCAGGAUGCAUUUUACUUCGUUAAAGAGUCAACCUGGAAUUCUGGCUCGGAUCGUGAGCAAUUGAAACGAUUAGGUGGUAAUGUGAACACAACUUUCCAUGACAAUGAGAAUAGCAGUGGCAGCAGUAUUGUCGACGUUAAAAUCCAUGGUGCUAGUUACGUUGUCAAUCUGCGAUAUGGCACAACGCCGGAUAAAGAGAAGCAGAGGCUUCUCCAUCAUGCCAAGGCAACGGCCAUCAGAAAGGCGUGGCAUCGAGAGCGUGAGGCACUCAAAGCCAAUACUUUAACAAUCGUCGAUUGGAUGGUUGCUGAACAGGAUGAAAUAACAAAAUCGGGUUAUGCCUCGAAUUACGAGGGUGAAUAUAUCCACGAUGCUCAGCUUUAUCCAGAGCUGGCUGAGGAUCCCUACAACAUCAAAUUUGUCAAAAAAUCAGCGGAUUCAUCGAGCAAAAAACGACGCAGGAGGAGAGGUACUGACUGCAAACUCUGGCGACUCGAGGAGUUGUGCUAGAAGUUGGAGAAUUUUGGCCGCUGUAACGCGACAAUGGGUGAAUUACCGUACACGUACACAAAACCAUUGAUAAGGAUGCUAUCAAAAAAUUUUAUACCAAAGUCUAUUUGUGUAUUUCAAAGAUGCCAAAACACUAUGAAGAUGGAAAUAACAGAAUGAUAUAUUGUAAAAGCCAUAGGGUUGUAGCAAUUAAGAAAUUCUCAAAUUCGAUGAGGCCAUCGUGAUUACGAAUUUCACGAUGAAGAGUAUUUCGACUGACUUAUUACCGGAGGUUGAUGGGCAAUUUAUCUUGCACGUUGAUCGAAAAUUAUAUAGAUAAAUAGUGUGGGUAAUGGAAUUGUAUGUGAUGGAGUUAAUCGUGGAUAUGCGUGAACAUUCAAGUGCAUUCGAUGCUCCUGGUGCCACGUUGUAACUGUUUUUGGUGUGUCACAAAGAGCAUUAUAAGGGUGUUAAGUGUGAAUAUGAGGCGAGGAGUUGUAUGGAAUGAGUUGAUGAAGACGUCCACAGGGUCAUUCGUUGCUGAGAGUUCCUGAUUAUUCGAGUGACUGAGAGUGCGAAAGAGCCUAGUCAAUAAUUUAGCUUUACAUCGCUGAAGUUCGGAGAGAAGAUUACGAAACUUACGAGUGAAUCUUACCGGAAGAUAAAUUUAAAGUGAUACAGUGAUAUUUUUUGUUGGACGUUUUGAUGAUUUCUUUCGGUUCGGGAGAAAUAAUGAAGUUCAGAUAUACGUACAGUGCACUUGUUUUUCUCUAUGAGGCGGCGUUUUUUUUGUUGAACAUUGGAUGGAAUAACGAGGUAAGGAGACUUGAAAGUGAGAAAUGUAUGAUUUUUUGAAACAUCGAGAUACUACUGAGCGUUGAGACCAUGAUUGAUGUUUUUUAUACAUGUGUCUUGUAUUUCUUUCUAUUGAUGUAGAACAUUCAAUGUAUUAUAGUGGUGCUUUCCCUCCAGAAUCGAUGGAAAAAUUGAUGAUAGACAUUGAGUGAUUACUGGAGGCGUGAAAAAACAAAUGGGAGCUGAUGUAUUUUUAAAUUAAAUAAUUGACUGUAAAUGUAUGAAAAUUAUUAUCGGAAUUCUAAACCGACAGGCUGAUCCAAGGACCGUAAUUAUGUGAUGGAUUAUUUCGUUGGUACUCGAAAUAAAGUAUCCGAAAGUCGAAUAACUGUGCGUAUAAAAAAUACACAUCAAUAUUUGUGCUUGCUGGAUAUGAAAUAAGACGAAAUGAAAAUACAAAAAAAAAAUGAUAAAUACACGAGAAUAAAAUGUGUUUCUUCAAACAGAAAAAGACUAAAUGUAAUAUCUAUACCGAUGAAUGUUUUCUGUAUGAAAACGUGGCUAUCUGACAAUUUAAAUUCCCAUAAACAGAUAUUAGAGGAGAGAAUAAACAUCAGAUUAAUCUUUUUCCUAGUCCCUUCGAUCGUCUCUCUCAUGAAUUCAUUUUUCUUAUUUACAUCGAGAAAAUGAAAACUUGUCUCUCCUUUCCAAGUACAUGAGCAUUUAUAUAACUCCGCGGAUGAGUGGUAAAGUUUAUUGAGGACUUACACGACACCCCAUUACAAUUUAGAUAGUUACACAAUGGACAUUUAAAAUGUCUGAUAGAUAAAUUACUCAUUAAGUGUAUUAUAAUAGCUAAUAGGCAAGCUUUAUGUAUUUUUCACGACGAACAAUUACCUAGACGACUUGAAGAAUGUAGAGAAUAAAUUCACGAGUAAUACAAAUGAGAUUAUUUGCAUUAUCCUGACAAUAUCGUUGAUCAACUAAUGAAAUUCUCAAUAACGUCUAGAUGAUUCGUUACGCGGCAAUCCAAUUAUUCGUUCGCCAGCGGGUUUCGACAUACUGGCGUUCAGAGAAUCAACUAUUUUUUAAAAAAUUGAGAAAAAUAAAUAAAAAUGUCAAGUGUCAAAUUCAUCCUCCAAUUAUCAACAUCAAUUUUCCUAUGGGAGGAGCAUUAAUAUAUUAAUAACAGACGAAAAUCGCUUUUCUAACUUCCAUGAAGUUUUCUCAUCUCCUUUAUUUUCGACAAUUUUCGUUACUUAUUCUUUGGUAGAGAAGAAUGAUUUUUCAAUUACUUGAAAUGGAUGGAGAGAAAGCUGAAGGGGUGAAUUAAAAAAUGCUGAAUAGGGGUGGCCUGGUAGCUAGACCCUUGCAUACUCAAUUAUUACGGAAAGAAAAAAUGGGAUGAAGAUUGCAAGUGUGAUGCAAUGGGUCACGAAAAUGAGUGGUUAAUUCGAUGAGAGAAAAAAUGGAAAGAAUAAUGAAAAUUACAAGCACAAUUUCAGCCAUGCUAUAGCUACGACCACUACCUAGGGUAGAAAAUUAUGCUAUUUUGCCGCUGAUCUAAUUGUUUACUGUCACCGUGUUGCUGUAAACCUAAACUAUAACAAUACGAUAUAUAUUUUAUUUAUAUAAUAUCUAAUCGACUGUAUUUAUUGUAAAUAGUCACGAUGUUUGCUAUGAUAUAAUAUAUCUGUAAUUGGAUGGAAAAUAAGCCUGACAUACAAAACGAAAUGAGAAUCCAUGCAAUCCCACCAAUUCCCAAUAAUCCUGUUCCCUCAUCAAACAGAUAUACUUGGUAUUCAAAUAAACUCAUUAAAUUGGAUAUUUACAAGUUAAACACCCGAAGGAAUAAAACAAAUGGAGAUAAGCAUGAAGAAUGCUAACAAAUUGUCAAUAUUUCGUAUUUAAUAUGAAAAUUUCGAAUUAACUCUAAUAUGUCAUUCAAACGAGACAUUUUCCUUUGCCAUUCCCAAAUUUUUCUCGAUCAAAAUUUAUUUUCUAUUGAAAAAUGAAAAUUCAAACAGAACAUUUAGGAUAGUCGGUAAUUCCAUUAAAAACCACUCACUGCCACAUUUCUUGGCACAAUGAUAAAUGGAGUCGAGACCCGAUUAAAGAAUGUCCAAUAAUUUAUGAUAUGUAUUAUUAUAAGUGCGAUAUAUUAAGUGUUUUCAGAAAAUAUAUGAAUCUAUAUAUGAUAAUAAAAA
Fopius arisanus is the source of this 12560-nucleotide messenger RNA. RefSeq names its product tenascin accessory (gene Ten-a). The transcript is spliced from 15 exons. Lineage: Eukaryota; Metazoa; Arthropoda; Insecta; Hymenoptera; Braconidae. The record is from RefSeq and is a predicted model, not a curated record. Gene Ontology annotation, biological process: motor neuron axon guidance. The coding region runs from base 1726 to 9579 and encodes 2617 amino acids.